Messenger RNA from Salvelinus sp. IW2-2015, 1938 nucleotides. Its product is annotated as SPRY domain-containing SOCS box protein 3. Gene Ontology annotation, biological process: proteasome-mediated ubiquitin-dependent protein catabolic process. The record is from RefSeq and is a predicted model, not a curated record. Gene Ontology annotation, cellular component: SCF ubiquitin ligase complex. Lineage: Eukaryota; Metazoa; Chordata; Actinopteri; Salmoniformes; Salmonidae. Gene Ontology annotation, molecular function: protein binding.
AAAUCAAAGGCACUCCUUAACUAUAAAGUAAUUUGUGACGAAAAUGAACACGUCAGUUUCGCACUUUCACGAGGUUGGAAUAAUAACGUGUUGAACUACUUAAAACAUUGUUAGAAUCCAGGUUGUGCCAUUAGAUUUUGAGAAAAGUAACAACUAAGGAAUACUUUUUGACGUAUCUCAUGGAAGUCUCAAACCCGGCCUGGUCUGUUUGGCAAGCGUUCCCGGAAGUAUCGCGAUGAUGCGCCUCGGUUUAGAAACUCUGUCAUACUCUGUGAUAGAGAGUGACUUAAGCUAGUUGGCCGACUAGCAUGUUAGUAAAGAAAGUACUAAGCUGCAAAUGUUUCAUAAAGAUAUUGGCCUAUGCAGUCCUGUGACAUUUAACGAAGACUAAGGGCUURUUUUUAAGUGUCGGACAGGAAACGGACGGCUGGUAACGUUACAGUACAGGUGUCCUGCUGCAAUGUCAAGGCGGAGCAGGAACAGCCGGGCGUGGCGUUACGUGUGGAGUGGAAUACGGCGAGAUUCUGAUUCCCGGGCGCUGGUACUGGCCUCAGAAAGUGAGGAGUGGGGCUACGAACGCUUACAGUACAGUGACUCAGACUCUGAGCCAGACUACCGUCCCGUGGUGCCACCGGUCCCCAGUGCCGUGCCUGUUACCGGAGAGUCGUACUGCACCUGCGACUCCCAGGCCGAGCCCAGCUACAACCCACGUCUCCGGGGCUUCCACCGCAUCAAAGACUGCCACUGUGGAGAGGAAGACCAGGACUUCGACUGGGUGUGGGACGAUAGUAACCGCUCCACGGCCACGUUGAUGACCUGCGACAACCGCAAAGUCAACUUCCACACGGAGUACAGCUGCGGCACAGCAGCCAUAAGAGGCUCCAAGGAGCUGGCAGAUGGACAGCACUUCUGGGAGAUCAAGAUGACAUCACCAGUGUACGGGACAGAUAUGAUGGUAGGCAUCGGAACCUGUGACGUGAACCUGGAUAAGUACAGACAUACCUUCUGCAGCCUGUUGGGGAAAGAUGACGACAGCUGGGGUCUCUCCUACACUGGUCUGUUACAUCAUAAAGGAGACAAGGUGACCUUCUCCUCACGUUUCGGCCAGGGCUCAAUCAUCGGAGUGCACCUGGACACAUGGCAUGGAACACUCACCUUCUUUAAGAACCGCAAGUGCAUAGGCGUGGCGGCUACGGAGCUACAGAACAAGCAUUUCUACCCCAUGGCGUGUUCCACAGCAGCCAAGAGCAGCAUGAAGGUGAUCCGCUCCUGCUUCACGCCCACUUCCCUGCAGUACCUGUGCUGUGCUCGCCUCCGCAAGCUCCUCCCUGAGUGCCCAGACACCCUGAGCGUACUGCCGCUGCCCCCUGGCCUGCGCCACCUGCUGCACAAUAAGCUGGGCUGGGUCCUACGCCUCAACAACGGCCUCCUGGGGGCUCCAGGGGGGGAAGGCUUGGGGUCUGACUUGCCCCCUACGCCCCCCUUGGCUGGGGCCUUGUCCUCUGAAAGCGAUGACUCUGAGGGGUGUUCGUCGGACCCUGAGGCAUGUCAGAGGAAGAGAUGUCGUUGGACGUGACGGGAAUCGGAUGUGACCCCCAAUGUAAACACAUGGGGUGUGCCCUAAAUUACACCCUAUUCCCUAUAUAUAGUGCACUACUGGUCAAAGACCCAUAGGACUCUGGUCAAUAGGGUGCCAUUUGGAUGCAGCCAUGAACUGGACUGGUUCCCUGCCCCCUCCCUGAGACAUACUCAAGUUAUAACCCCUUACACACACACACACACACACACACACAUAUACACAUGCACACACAUUACCGUUAAUGGUGAUCCCAGGACCUAGGGACAGUGUUGUGGGAACAUUUAAUCAAGAUCAAACGAAUGUGGCACUAAGACCUAUGGCCAAACUUCAGUGUACAUUAACAGUAUAUGCAACAACAA